AUGCCUGCUCCUGUUCAAUCUCAGCCAAUUGGCAAGGUUCAGGACGCUGAUGGCAUCGCUGCGAAGGUCCAGGAAUCUGGUGGCAUGGCUGCGAAGGUUCAGGACUCUGUCGAGACAGACAAUGACACUAGUGACAGUCAUGAUCACAGUGCUGAAAAUCAGCAAGCCCCCUUUUUGCAAAGUCCAUCUCAAAUAUACGAUGAUAUCUUUGAAUCGGAUCAGGAGCCAAUUUUUCGCGAGGCCCAUUUGGACGCCCAAGCAUCUACGUCCGCCGAAGCUGCCAAGACAACACCCAUACCUCAUUCAAAACCACCCAUCCUUGACGAUGACCCACGGCCAUCAUCCGUGAAAACCUCUGCCUCUGGACCCUGCGUUGCCAAGUCGAGCCGUUCCAUUUUGAAUACGCUCGCGCUUGGCAAGCAGCGCAAGCCUCCAAAGAAACACCGCUCAAAAUCGCACACUCUAACUCCUGAAGAACGCGCCCUAGAUUCUUCUGAAGACGAGGCCGAUGUUACUACCACCACUGUGACGACUCCGGCAACGACGUUUGCAAAUUCUCUAGACUUUGUCCUUGGAAUGAUAUUUAGACUUAAGAGUUUUCAAAUGGGUAACCCACAUUCAAGCAUUUGGACAGCGAAAAAAUAG
Melampsora larici-populina 98AG31 is the source of this 645-nucleotide messenger RNA. RefSeq lists its product as uncharacterized. The transcript is spliced from 4 exons. The record is from RefSeq and is a predicted model, not a curated record. NCBI's taxonomy places the organism in Eukaryota, Fungi, Basidiomycota, Pucciniomycetes, Pucciniales, Melampsoraceae. Bases 1 to 645 code for a protein of 214 amino acids.